Molecule: messenger RNA, 3530 nt
Organism: Periophthalmus magnuspinnatus
Lineage: Eukaryota; Metazoa; Chordata; Actinopteri; Gobiiformes; Gobiidae
Gene: riok3
Product: RIO kinase 3 (yeast)
Exons: 13
Coding region: 301-1818 (505 amino acids)
Biological process (GO): maturation of SSU-rRNA; protein phosphorylation
Cellular component (GO): cytosol; preribosome, small subunit precursor
Molecular function (GO): ATP binding; protein serine/threonine kinase activity
Source: RefSeq, a predicted model, not a curated record
GACGCAUUUCCGCUUACUCAGUGGGAGUGUCGCUGAAGCAGAUCUCACAUUUCUACCUCCUUUUAGACCUUUAAACUCACUCUAAAACAUCUUACCUCGUUUUGUAGACUGUUACACUGCGCAAACUUAAGUCUGAACUACCGCGUUUAGUGUGUGUCACGCAGAAAAGUUCCGGUUUGUCAUUUCCAAAGUGAGAUUUGUGUCGCGUAAUCUACCUUCGCCAAACGCUAACUUUAGCUCGGAGGCUAGCCACUACUUCAGUUUUCAACAAACGCUUACAAAAAAAAUACAACUACAAGUAUGGAUCAAACUACAGUCACUGCUCCGAAGAGCCCAUGGGGUUGUGUCUCUGUAGCGCCCCCUGCCUGCUCACUCUCUGAAGUGAUGAGUGAACAGUUGGCCAAACAACUGGAUGAAGAGAAUGCCCUCUUCAGUGACCCCUCUGACCCAGUGUUGGAACUCCCCCUGGAGGACGCCCCUGACACUGACUCAGAUCUGAUGUUGGCUCAGAUGCUUCAGAUGCAGUUUGACCGAGAGUUUGACGACCAGCUCAAGAGAGAAGAGAGAAAGUUCAAUGGGGACAGCAAAGUAUCCAUUUCAUUUGAGAAUUACCGAAAGGUGCACCCAUAUGAAGACAGCGACAGCUCUGAGGAUGAGGUCGACUGGCAAGACACCAGGCAUGACCCCUACAGGCCAGAGAAGCCUCAGGUGACUUCUCGCAAAGGGUUUGUGGGAAAAGGCAAAAACAUCACAACAAAACAUGACGAGGUGGUGUGUGGACGCAAGAACACUGCCAGAAUGGACAACUUUGCUCCUGAGGUCCAGGUGGGGGAUGGUUUGGGGAUGGACCUGAAGUUGUCCAAUCAGGUGUUUAACUCUCUGAAGCAGCACGUGCACAGUGAGCAGAGACGCAGCGCCCGCGUGCACGAGAAGAAGGAGCAUUCCACCGCCGAGCAAGCGGUGGACCCUCGCACGCGCCUGCUCAUGUACAAGAUGGUGAAUGCCGGAGUCCUGGAGAACAUCAACGGCUGCAUCAGCACCGGCAAAGAGUCUGUGGUGUUCCACGCCAAUGGGGGCAGCCUGGAGGAGGAGCCCGUCCCGGCGGAGGUGGUGCUAAAGGUGUUUAAAACGACUCUGAACGAGUUUAAGAAUCGUGACCGUUACAUCAAAGAUGAUUACCGCUUCAAGGAGCGCUUCAGCAAACUCAACCCCAGGAAGGUGAUCCGUCUGUGGGCCGAGAAGGAGAUGCACAACCUCACCAGACUGAGGAGGGCAGAGGUCCCAUGCCCAGAGGUGGUGCUGCUGAAGAAGCACAUCCUGGUUAUGUCGUUCAUUGGAGCAGAACACAUUCCUGCGCCCAAACUCAAAGACGCCAUUUUGAACGAAGACGACAUGAAGAAGGCCUACCACCAAGUCCUGCAUAUGAUGAAGACGAUGUACGAGGAGUGUAACCUGGUGCACGCAGAUCUGAGCGAGUACAACCUCCUCUGGCACCAGGGAAAGGUUUGGGUGAUCGAUGUGAGCCAGUCUGUGGAGCCCACUCAUCCUCACGGACUCGAGUUCCUUUUCAGGGACUGUAGGAACAUCGCCACGUUCUUCCGUCGCAGAGGUGUGGCAGACGCACUCAGUGAGUUCGACCUGUUUAACGCCGUCUCAGGUUUGGAGCUGUCGGUCGAAGCAGAGGAUGAGGCACACUUCAUGGGCCAGAUCGUGGCUCUGGAGAAGAGGAACGAGGAUCAUGUCCAAAAACGAGGAAAGAAAACAUUUCCUGUGAACAGUGAGGAUGAUCCUCCGCUCAAACCCGACUCUGACGAUUAACUACAAAACUCAAACACAACAAAAAAACUACAAACAAGCGACCAGCACAAGGAAGCGCACUUCCUCAUCAGAGGCCAAUCAGAGCCAGUCAACAGGUCACAUGGCCCGCCCGGCUGACCAAUGGCUGACCGUUGUCUCAGCUCUAUUUUUUUUAAAGGUUUUGUGGGUGAAAAAAGCAGGAAAACAAACGGCCAAAAAGUCAAAUGAAUGAAUUUCAAAUGAAUAUUGUUUACCUGUUUGGUGUCGAAUGAAAUGUGACAUAUGAAGUCAUUUUACAGGUGCUUUUUGGUAAAACUUAAAGAGGAGGUAUUUUGCAAAAGCAUUUUUUUUUUCUUUUAACAUGUUUAUGCUCAUCAAAAACAAUUUUGAUAUUAUUGAAGCACGUUUAUUAUUUUAGUGAUCUCUCCCUUUCCCUUUUCAAACCGUCCUUAUGGUUAGCAGUACGAGUCUGUACAAGGCUCCGCCCACAUGUGCUCCCACACGACAAUUCUCCAUAAAUAUACAAAAACAUGACAAAAAUUGUUCACAGUAACUUGACAAAUCUGAUGUGAUGUGCAUUACUUUCAUUAGUGGGAUGCAGCUGAUUCUGUUGUGAUAGCGCUCUGAAGGGGGAGUGACUUAGCGCUGAGAGCAAAUGGAGGGGGCACUCAGUAGUGGAACUUAUGAAACAUGUAUAUAUGCAAAUAUGGCAUUUUCAAAAUGAUGAAAGAUAACAUGCUGAUUUAAGUAUGUUAGCGGUUAAUCCCCUACAGAAUAAAAAUUCCGCCUCUUUAAUAUUAUAUAAACUCUUGAGUCUCACUUUGAGGGACUCUAGUGGAUGAGGAACUUUUUACCAGCACAUUUUGUUGAGUUCACACCAUGCAAAAAAUAAAAAAAAAAAGAUCAUCUUGGUGUUGUUUUGGAGAAUUCAUUUUUUUAAAUCCUCGGUAUUUCAGAGUGAUGAAAAUUACCACUGUUGCCAUGGCAAUUAAUAGAACUGACUUCUGAAAUCAAAUCUACUGACAUACUACUGUCAUCUACAGAGGCCAUGCUGUUGUGCAGGUCAUCAGAAUGAAUGAAUGAAUGGUUUAUUUUGGUAAAUUUACAAAAUUGAUAGAAUCAAAUCCACAAUCAAAUAAAUAACCAAAAAAGGAAUAGGCAGAAGCUAAGGCUUAUAUUUGCCUAUCCUGUUCUGUGAAUGUGAUGAGACAGGAUGCAUUCUAAAAAAAACAAACUGGAUUGUCAUUUAGCAAGUUGUGCAUUUAAAUCUAGAGUUUGUGGUGUCUUUAUAUUACCUGGGCUCAGGGAGCAUGAGUGUUGAGUCCAGCAGCCUCGAACCAGUUGUUUUUGAUGGUAUAAACACAAUUGGCACAAUUGUUUUUAUGGUAUAAAUGUGUAUAAACAUGGUUCAUUUAUCAGCAAGACUCUGUUAGGGACUAAUAUUUGAAAGGCUCUGAAUGAAAUCAUGCAAGAUAUUAACCCUUGUGUGACUACAGAACAGUUACCCACCCCAUUUCUAUUUGUUAAUAUGAGCAGGAGCAUUAGUUUGUUACAAAAGAACUUACUGUUAUAAAGGCAAAUUUGCCAAGCAGGAAGGUUGGACAGCAACUAUACAGUAUAACCAUAGCAUUACCUUUCCCCUUCCAUUAUAAUAUAGUCCCAUAGUGUAAAUAAGUAUUAAAUUAGCUGGGCUUUUUGAUGGAAAGACACUUCAAUAAAAAGACCUCUGUUCA